Acanthamoeba castellanii str. Neff is the source of this 2829-nucleotide messenger RNA. Its product is annotated as ATPase, AAA domain containing protein. The record is from RefSeq and is a predicted model, not a curated record. Gene Ontology annotation, biological process: positive regulation of transcription by RNA polymerase II. Lineage: Eukaryota; Discosea; Longamoebia; Acanthamoebidae. Gene Ontology annotation, molecular function: chromatin binding; ATP binding; ATP hydrolysis activity. The transcript is spliced from 16 exons. Bases 1 to 2829 code for a protein of 942 amino acids. Gene Ontology annotation, cellular component: nucleus.
AUGACUCCAGUUCAGCAGCUGACGUGUUCGCUGUUGUAUUACGGUUGUAUUCGUUCAGCCGACAUCAAUCCCGUUGCGAUCGUUGAUCCCAGCAUUGAUUGGAACUCUGUGGGCGGACUGGAACACCAUAUCAAGGCGCUCAAGGAGAUGGUGUUGCUCCCGCUCCUGUACCCUGAGAUCUUCGAUCGGUUCGGCAUCAUGCCUCCGCGCGGUGUACUGUUCUACGGCCCGCCCGGUACCGGCAAGACCCUCAUGGCCCGCGCUCUGGCCAGCACCUGCUCUCAGUCGGGCACCAAGGUGUCGUUCUUCAUGCGGAAAGGCGCCGAUUGUCUCAGCAAGUGGGUGGGCGAGGCCGAGCGUCAGCUGCGGCUCCUGUUCGAUCAAGCGCGAUUGCUUCAGCCGUCCAUCAUUUUCUUUGACGAAAUUGACGGCCUUGCUCCCGUGCGCUCAAGCAAGCAGGACCAGAUCCACAGCUCGAUUGUGUCGACGCUCCUGGCUCUCAUGGAUGGCCUGGACAAUCGCGGCCAAGUGGUUGUUAUUGGAGCCACCAACAGGAUCGACGCCAUCGACCCCGCCCUGCGACGACCUGGGCGAUUCGAUCGCGAGUUCAUGUUUACCCUACCCACGAAGAAGGACAGAAGGCAAAUUUUCUCAAUCCACGCCAAGAAGUGGAAUCCGCCGCUUCCCGAGCGUCUGGUGACCGAGGUGGCCGAUAUGUGCGUUGGCUAUUGCGGCGCCGAUCUCAAGGCCCUGUGUACUGAAGCGGCGCUGAGGGCGGUCCGGCGGGUCUAUCCGCAGAUCUACGAGAGUCCCGACAAGUUGCUGAUCGACAUUGAAAACAUCAAGGUCACUCGCGCCGACUUCAUCACCGCGAUGAAGAAGAUCACUCCCGCCUCGCACCGAUCGGCAACGACCCACGCCGCUUCGCUCUCGCCCACGUUCCAGCCGCUGCUGGAGAAAGACCUCGCGGCGCUGUGCGAUUUGGCCCGUAAGAUCUUCGGCGCCUUCACCAACAGCGAGAAUGCCUCCGACAACGAGGAAGAGGACGACGAUGACGCGAGCGACGAUGCGGAGGCGAACGGCGGAGACGCGUCGGCCUACGACGACCACCAGCAGAACGGCGGCAGAGAGUUGGUGGUGCGGAAAUCGGGCGGGCGACGAAUGCGUGGCAUUGCCGCAUCGUCCUUCUCGCUCCCGCACCCCGUGCACCGGCCCCGCAUACUGCUGCAUGGCGAGGCCGAGCUGGGCCAGGCCCACGUCGCGGCGGCCCUCCUCCACGCCCUAGAGCAGUACCCGGUCUUCUCGCUCGACAUCGCCUCGUUGUGCGCCGACACCGUGGCCAAGUCGCUGGAGGAGGCCUGCGUCAACACGUUCACGGAGGCCAAGCGGAAGCUGCCCUCGAUCAUCUUCCUGCCUCACAUCGACACGUGGUGGGACAUGGCCCAGCCGACGCUCCGCCUCACCUUCCUCACCCUCCUCCAAGACACGCUGCCCAACAUCCCGUUGCUGGUGCUGUGUACGAGCGACGUGCCGGAAAAGCUGCUGCCGCACGACGUGGCGUCGCUCUUCACCCACACGCACCCGCUGCACUACCCCGACGAGGAGGCGCGUCGGGCCUUCUGGGCGCACUUUGUCGACGACGUGGCGCAGCCACCGCCCGACGUGGCCAAGAGGAAGAAGCGCGCCCUCGCCGUCCUGCCCAAGGCCCCCAUCCAGCCGGGCCUCCAGAAAGAGGACGAGCAGCGAAAACGCGUUGAGGACCACUACCUGCGGAAGCUGCGCAUGCGGUUCAGGGAGUGCAUACUCAGCCUUCUGCGAGAGCGGCGUUUCCAGCCGUUCUACAAGCCCGUGGAUCCGUCCGACGCUCCGGACUACUACGAAAUCAUCAAGAGCCCGCUGUGCCUGGAGCAGAUGCUGGAGAAGGUCGACGCAGCCAAGUACCCCACGCUUCCGGCUUUCUUGGCCGACGUGCAGUUGAUCAGGGCCAACGCGGAGGAGUACAACCCGCGCGACGACCCGCACUUCCUCAUCAGCAAGGCGCGACAACUGGAGGACAUGGUCUACGCAUUCGCCUAUCGACUCAAGAAGCACGAUGCCCGGCUCCUGGCCACGUGCGAGGAGAUCGCUGCCCGCCCUGCUCCUCCCGCGCCUGCGCCGGCGACCACGGCCACGACGCCGACGGGGGGUGCCACCCCGGCGACCCCGUCGGGUGUUGGGUCGGCGGCAGAACCGGCCAAGGACUCGGAGGCCGGCUCGAAGGAGUCCGACCAGAUGGAGAUCGAUGCGUCCGAUAGCAACGCGGCCGUCAAGCCGACCGAGGCUUCGCAGUCGCAGUCGCAGUCGGAAAGCGAGGAGCGAGAAGAGGAAUCGAAGGAGUCGAGCACGCCAGCGACAACUGAGAAACCGCGCACAGCACUGGAAACAGCACCGGUGGAGACGUCGUCCGCGGCGGCGGCAAGAGAAUUGGCGCCAACACCAACGGCGGCCACCACCACCACCAGUACCACUACCACUACCACAGAGGACGGCCACGUGAAUGUCAACGGAGAAGAGGAGGAGGAGGAGCUCAAGGAGAAACCCACCUUCGUGCUCGACAGAGAGAGGCUGGAGCGCCUGGGGGAGGAGGUGGUCAUAUGGACCGAGAGGUUCACUGUAGAUAGCCUGCAUGCGCUUCAUGCCAAGGUUUACCAACUGAUCCACCAGCAUCGCCACGAGUGGGACAAGACAAGGCUCCUCGAGGAGCUGAUCAGGGCUGUUCAAGAGCACCCACCUCACUCUCAGUCUUUGGCGACCUCUGAAGGCUCGCUCGAUGUAUCGCACGGCGAGUGA